Messenger RNA from Hypoxylon trugodes, 1614 nucleotides. RefSeq names its product putative methyltransferase-domain-containing protein. The record is from RefSeq and is a predicted model, not a curated record. The transcript is spliced from 5 exons. Bases 1 to 1614 code for a protein of 537 amino acids. Lineage: Eukaryota; Fungi; Ascomycota; Sordariomycetes; Xylariales; Hypoxylaceae.
AUGUCGCAAGGCGAAUCCGAAGCUAGGGACAACAGUAUUGAGCGCUUCUGUCACCAAUAUUUACAAUUGGAACGAGACCUAGACUAUCCUCCAGCUGACCAAUUACGGGAGGCUGAUACCCAGGAUAUCCUUUAUCAUCGACUCUUUGCUGAUGGUGCCAUCUCAUAUCCCCCUCCCCAGAGAUAUCAACUCAAAGUCCUAAAGGAACUCACCUCAAGAAUCGAAGCAAGUAUCGAAGACUGGGACAGACAUGGAGUAUCAGAUGACUUGAUGAAUUCGCUCUCCAGUCUCCUCGCUCUUCCACUUCUCCCAGAACUUACUGCUGCUCAGCAGAAAUCCUACGUCACAUACACCCCGUCACUCAUCACUACAUCUCAAAAUAGUUCUACCCCAUCUCCUCAAAUCACAUUACUUGAAUCGCGCAACCUCAUUUCCGCAGCAGGGACCACCGGCCUACGGACUUGGGAGGCUGCUCUUCAUCUUGGUCAGUAUCUAAGCGCCAACCCAUCCUACAUCAAAGGCCAGGAAGUCUUAGAGUUAGGAGCAGGCACAGGAUAUCUAUCAAUCCUCUGCGCCAAAUAUCUCGGCGCUAAAUCAGUUGUCGCAUCCGAUGGUUCGGAUGAAGUAGUAGCAACCCUUCCUGAUAACUUUUUCUUGAAUGGUCUUCAAGAUGACGAGAACAUCCGGGCUAUGGACGUCAAGUGGGGACACGCUCUCGUAGGCACGGAAGAGGAGGAGUGGAAUGGCGGUAGACCAUUCGACAUUGUUAUCGGUGCUGAUAUCACUUAUGACAAGAGCGUCAUCCCGGCCUUAAUGGGGACAUUGGGAGAAUUAAUAGGAAUGUUCAAUACAACGGUCCUCAUCGCCGCUACCGAAAGAAACCAAGAAACAUUCGAGGCAUUUAUCGCUGCCUGCGAAAAGAUGUAUCUCAAUCCCGAAAUUAUCGACUUCGAACUUCCACGGGGCCAGGAUCAACAAGGACCAUUCUACAGCGAUAAAGUACCUAUCAAAAUAUGUAGAAUAUUCGGGGCUGGAGUCCAUUUCACAACGGACAUCUGGGUUAUUGAACAGGAGAAGGCGUUUAUUCUUACAUGGACGGAUGCCAUCGGUCCAGUCGAUAUUGAUUUGGUCAAUCUAUCAAGCUAUGAUUUUACUCGGAACAAGGAGAUCGUAAAAGGCUAUACUGGCAAUAAUACGUUCGAAUGGGCCCCUGACGUCGACCUCUCCUUAGACGAUUACGCCCUCUACAUCGACGACGGGCGGAGCGUCAAUAUAUCACCAACACUAUCCUCUAUGGGUCCAUCUGUACAAUCUAUACAGAGUAUCACAUCUAGAGAUGUUGGUGAUAGUAUUGGCGAUAGUAGUCCCUACGUUGACAACGGACUCUCGUCCCACACCGUGGUCGGUAUAAGUGUUGGUUGCACCGUCGGUGGUGUAUCUCUUCUCGGCGUCAUCUCUGCUUUGGUGCGCGGUAGGCAACAGGACAAAAAGACACCGGGGGAUGAAGAGGCAAAGGGGCAGGUCACAGAGGAGCAGGAGCAGAAGCAACCAGAGCCCGUUGUACGCGGAGACCUGACUCUAGAGGAUCACAUGGAUGCAAUUACUGCUUCCUAA